Molecule: messenger RNA, 1682 nt
Organism: Beta vulgaris subsp. vulgaris (sugar beet)
Lineage: Eukaryota; Viridiplantae; Streptophyta; Magnoliopsida; Caryophyllales; Amaranthaceae
Product: alcohol dehydrogenase 3
Exons: 10
Coding region: 339-1481 (380 amino acids)
Biological process (GO): formaldehyde catabolic process
Cellular component (GO): cytosol
Molecular function (GO): zinc ion binding; S-(hydroxymethyl)glutathione dehydrogenase [NAD(P)+] activity
Source: RefSeq, a predicted model, not a curated record
GUUAACUCACACAGGAAACAACUCACAGUUUUGCACUCGGUUUUUCUUACUUUAAUAAUAUACCCAAAAUUUAAUGAAAGUAUAAGAUGACGCCUGAUUUAUUUCUUAUAAAUACAACAACAAUAUUUCUUAUAUUGCCACAUAAACCCAUCACUCGUACUAUCUCAUUUACAACUUUACAUUUCUUGGUGCAAAUUCUAAACUUUUUUUUCUUGGAUAACAAACAAACAAACAAAAAAAGGAGAAAGUUUUAUAUUUCUUAGAGAAAAAUUCGGUCCCUUUAUUUUAUAAAUAGUAUAAGAGGUUGAAUUUCUGGGAAAAUAUUAGAAGUUCAAAAGAUGACGAGUACUGCUGGUCAAGUUAUUCGUUGCAAAGCUGCUGUAGCAUGGGAAGCUGGAAAACCCUUGGUGAUGGAAGAAGUGGAGGUUGCUCCUCCACAGAAAAUGGAGGUUCGUGUGAAGAUCCUCUUCACCUCCCUUUGUCAUACUGAUGUCUACUUUUGGGAGGCCAAGGGGCAAACACCAGUGUUUCCUCGGAUUCUCGGUCAUGAAGCUGGAGGAAUUGUGGAAAGUGUUGGAGAGGGUGUGACAGACCUCCAGCCAGGGGACCAUGUCCUGCCUGUUUUCACUGGUGAGUGCAAGGAAUGUGCGCACUGCAAGUCAGAGGAGAGUAACAUGUGUGAUCUUUUGAGGAUCAAUACUGACAGGGGUGUGAUGCUUAAUGACGGAAAAUCGAGGUUUUCAAUCAACGGCAAACCCAUAUUUCAUUUUGUCGGCACAUCCACGUUUAGUGAAUACACAGUGGUUCAUGUUGGUUGCCUGGCUAAGAUCAAUCCUGAAGCACCCCUUGACAAAGUCUGUAUUCUCAGCUGUGGAAUCUCUACAGGUUUUGGUGCCACUGUGAAUGUCGCAAGACCAAAGAAGGGUCAAACAGUUGCUAUUUUCGGCCUAGGAGCUGUUGGGCUUGCGGCUGCUGAGGGUGCCAGAGUUUCUGGUGCAUCAAAGAUCAUAGGGGUGGAUCUGGUUUCUAGUAGGUUUGAAGCAGCAAAGAAGUUUGGUGUGACUGAUUUUGUGAACCCCAAAGACCAUAACAAACCAGUGCAAGAGGUAAUUGCGGAGAUGACCAAUGGAGGUGUGGACCGAAGCGUUGAAUGUACUGGAAAUAUUCAAGCCAUGAUUUCAGCCUUUGAAUGUGUCCAUGAUGGUUGGGGUGUUGCUGUUCUUGUUGGUGUACCCAACAAAGAUGACGCCUUCAAGACGCACCCUGUGAACUUCCUGAACGAGAGGACACUUAAAGGGACUUUCUUCGGAAACUAUAAACCCCGUACUGAUAUUCCAGGGGUCGUGGAGAAGUACAUGAACAAGGAACUUGAGCUGGAUAAAUUUAUCACCCAUGAAGUCGCCUUUAAGGAUAUCAACAAGGCUUUCGACCUUAUGUUGAAAGGUGAAAGUAUCAGGUGCAUUAUCCGCAUGGAUGCAUGAAGUUGAAGAUAGAGCUCUGUUUAUGUUCUUGUGUUAAACGAGUUGUAAGGAUGAAUAAAAAUUAGCAAUGUUUUUUUCUGUAUGAUGUUAAUGGAUAUGGAGGGUUUACUUCUCCCAUAGUAUAUGAGCUUCCGUUGAGAAUUAGUGUUCAAAUUUUUAUAUACCAAAGUUGAGGAAUGAAAGGACCUUGAGUUUAUAUAA